AUGUCUCUGGUGAUGCUUGGCGUCCAAGCUCUUGGAUAUAGUCUUCCACUGAUCACUGGUGCAGAAGCUCUCUUUAAGAGGAAGUCAUCUGAAUCUUAUGAAAGUUCAUCUUAUUAUCUUGAAAAGAAUCAGUGGCUCAAUGUGAUUGAUUACGCGGUGAAACUUCUUGUUAUGGUAGCAUUUCUAGUAACUCUAAGGCUCUGUCAGAAGGUGUGGAAAUCUCGUAUCAGAUUACUUACGAGAAGCCCCCGUGAACCACAUCGUGUCCCAAGUGAGAAAUGGGUGUUUCUUGCUACCUUGGCCAUACAUGUGAUUGGGUAUGUAAUUGUGCUCAUCAUUCAUUCUGCAAAAACCAGCCAGAUACCUGUUCAAAUGGUGGAAUACAUUGAUUCGUCGGGUAAUUCCCAUACUAUUCGGGAAUGGGAAACCAAACUAGAGGAGUAUGUGGGUCUUGCUCAGGAUUUCUUCUUGCUCCCACAAGUAAUAGGCAAUAUUAUCUGGCAAAUUGAUUGCAAGCCACUGAGGAAACUUUACUUUAUUGGGAUCACUGUUGUCAGACUUCUCCCUCAUUUCUAUGAUUACAUGAAAUCACCUGUUCGCAAUCCAUACUUUGCUGAAGAAUAUGAGUUUGCGAACCCGAAUAUGGAUUUCUACUCUAAGUUUGGGGAUAUUGCCAUACCAGCCACUGCAGUUUUUCUUGCAGUUGCAGUCUAUAUUCAGCAGAGGUGGAAUUAUGAGAAGCUUAGCCAAACUCUCACUAUUGGCCAUCGAAGGCUACUUCCUUUGGGAUCCAGAGCUUAUGAGAGGUUGCCAUCGAAGUCAAUUGAAGCUGAGCUUGCUUCUGGUGUCAAUGGGAAUACCAAAUUGGAGACAGAACAUGAAGAUGAAGAAUAA
Molecule: messenger RNA, 894 nt
Organism: Dovyalis caffra
Lineage: Eukaryota; Viridiplantae; Streptophyta; Magnoliopsida; Malpighiales; Salicaceae
Source: the annotation of a GenBank genome assembly